Messenger RNA from Drosophila innubila, 1705 nucleotides. RefSeq names its product LIM and senescent cell antigen-like-containing domain protein 1 (gene stck). The record is from RefSeq and is a predicted model, not a curated record. Gene Ontology annotation, cellular component: cytoplasm; cell-cell junction; focal adhesion. Gene Ontology annotation, biological process: positive regulation of substrate adhesion-dependent cell spreading; cell-cell junction organization; cell-cell adhesion. Lineage: Eukaryota; Metazoa; Arthropoda; Insecta; Diptera; Drosophilidae. The transcript is spliced from 7 exons. Bases 173 to 1210 code for a protein of 345 amino acids.
ACAGUGUCUGCCUCUCCUCUCUCUUUUUAACACGACUGUAUUUAACUUAGUGAAGAUUCUUAAUUAAAAAGAGAAUAUAACGCAAAGAAAUUUGUGAAAAGUGAUUGUUAUAGUUUUCAGCCAUUGAUUGACGCGUUCUGCAAGUGCAACAAGUGAAAGCCAAUAUCGUGAAAUGCCACCCGUUCAAGUCCAGGCCGUCAACAUGUCGUUGGGUGCAAUGCAUUGCACGAGAUGCGCCGACGGUUUUGAGCCCACCGAGAAGAUUGUCAAUUCCAAUGGCGAACUUUGGCACACACAAUGCUUUGUCUGCGCUCAGUGCUUCCGACCGUUCCAGGAUGGCAUUUUCUACGAGUUCGAGGGCCGCAAGUACUGUGAACGCGACUUCCACGUACUGUUUGCCCCCUGCUGCAACAAGUGCGGCGAGUUUGUUAUUGGACGUGUUAUCAAGGCCAUGUCCGCCAGCUGGCAUCCGCAGUGCUUCCGUUGUCAGCUGUGUGCCAAGGAGUUGGCCGACAGUGGCUUUAUACGCAACCAGAAUCGUGCACUUUGCCACGAAUGCAAUGCCAAGGUGAAGGCGGAGAUAACUGGCCGCUAUGUCUGCCAAAAGUGUCACGGCUUGAUUGACGAGGAACCGUUGCGUUUCCGUGGCGAAGUUUACCAUGGAUAUCACUUCAAUUGCUCGGCAUGCGGCACAGAACUGGAUGCCACAGCGCGCGAGGUCAAGAGUCGUCCAGGUCUUGCCGCAAAUGAUAUGAAUGAAUUGUAUUGUCUACGCUGCCAUGACAAGAUGGGCAUUCCCAUUUGCGGUGCCUGCCGUCGACCCAUUGAGGAGCGUGUGGUCACAGCGCUGGGCAAGCAUUGGCACGUUGAGCAUUUCGUGUGCGCCAAGUGUGAGAAGCCCUUCCUGGGCCAUCGGCAUUACGAGAAGCGUGGUCUGGCCUACUGCGAGACGCAUUAUCAUCAGCUAUUUGGAAACCUGUGUUUUGUAUGCAACCAGGUCAUUGGAGGCGACGUAUUUACUGCUUUGAACAAGGCGUGGUGUGUGCAUCACUUUGCCUGCUCCGUGUGCGACACAAAGAUGACACAAAAGUCCAAGUUCUACGAGUACGAUGAGAAGCCCGUGUGCAAGAAAUGCUACGAACGCUUCCCGAACGAACUGCGACGUCGCUUGCGUACCGCCCACGAGAUGACCAUGAAGAAGAGUGUCUAAUAAAUGGACCGUAGUCCUCAGCAGUCAUCUUUCCAACGCACAAAUCUACGUUAAAACGUCUAAAAUCAAAGUGCCUUUUGCCCUUCAUCACUGUGGACAAGCAGUAUGAAGGGUGCGAAAGCUAUUAAAAGCAAAAGCUCUGACCGCUUAGUUCUUUGUUUGUAGUUGUCCACUUCUAACAUUCAAUGUUAAUCCUCGAUACUAAAAACUUUUGCUUAUUUUUCAUAUUUCUGCAAUUUCGUAACUUUGUUGUACUAUGUAAUGUAAUUUCUAAAGUAACAAAUAUGUAUUGUUAACAACGGACCAGCAAAAUCAUCAAAUGAUGUAUUUGGCAGCUAUUUAUGUUGUUAUUUAAUUCAAUUUUAUUUAUAUAUAAUCGUACAUAAAUGUUUUUUAAAUAGAAGAAAAUAUAAUCAAGUAUGCGCUUAUCACGAAGCAGCAAAAUAAAUUAUUGCUAAAUAACUACAUAAAUAAAAUCAAAAAACAUAAAUAGGA